CGGUGCCCGUUACCUUUAAGACGCCUUACCUUUAAGGCAAAGCCCGACCUCAUUCUAAACGGAAUCACCAUUAGUUGUAAUCAUUUACUGUUAGUUCUCUUAAUUUCUUCAGCGGUGGGCUUGUUUUUGUCGCCAAACCUAAAAUCAUGUACGCGGACACCUGCCCCUUUAAGAGGCGUCACCUUUAACACCCCGCUCGAGCUCGUUCGGCUGAGAGCAGGAAAAAAAAAAAAAAAAAAAAAAAAAGAGAGAAAGAUCUCAACUUCAUCUCAGUGUAUUUCUAAAUAUUCGUUUCGUCUUCGUCUCGAUAGAUUUAAAACAAGGCCCUGGUUUUAGUGGAGGGAUGUUCUCCGGCAUGGGAUGGGAAGGUAAGACCGUGCUGUGUGCUGUAUGUGAUAUUACAUCCCCCUUUGGUGUCUCAUCUAUUCUGUUGUCAUUGUCUUUUUCUUCCAACAACCAAGACAUCCCUUAACUACCCACACAAUUUGUGGUCAGUGCAGUCAAGCUUGGAAACCCACCUUGGAGGACACUGCACAGAAGCUGAGUUCACCGCUUUGCUUUAUGAAUGCCCUUGGCUUUUGGAGGAAAGGCCUUCACUGGGAGAGAAGAGAAUGCACUGCGGACGUCUGCGUGAGAGAGCACUGCUGCUUACAGUUUGAAGGGGCCUUUUUCGCAGAACACUGUCUCGGAUAAAAUCUUUCAGCUAUGGAUGAUUUUUCAACCCGGACAUACGGCACCAGCGGACUGGAUAACAGACCUCUGUUUGGGGAGACCUCUGCCAGGGAUCGAAUCAUCAAUUUAAUAGUUGGUGGACUUACAUCUCUACUAGUUUUAGUAACUGUCAUUAGUUCAUUUGUCAUUCCUUCAGUACCACCAAAACCUCUGAAUAUCUUCUUUGCGGUCUGUAUUAUCAUGAUCUGCGCCUCAGCCAUGGUACUUAUAUUCUGGUACCGACAAGGAGACCUGGAACCUAAAUUUCGAAACCUGAUAUAUUACAUGCUCUGUUCAAUUGUGAUGCUAUGCAUCUGUGCCAACUUGUACUUCCAUGGUGUAGGAAGUAAGUGACAGCAAGUAUGCCUUAUUAAAAAUGUACUGGACAACAAGAAGAUGCUUCCACGGCAGCCUGUUGUACCUUAUUCAAGCACAUGGAAUGUUAUGGAAAAGAUGCAACCAGAUGUAAUUUUCCCAAGUGAUCUCUUAAAUCUCAGUCCAAGUGAUAUUUUUCAAGCUUGAAGCCUAUGGAAAUCACAGGUUUUGUAAAGAGUGACAAGUAUUUUACCUUAUUCCAAGAUUUGUAUUUAGUGGGGUGUUUAAAAAAGAAAAAAAAAAAAAAAAAGCCACAUUGGACAUGGACAGGCUAGUCACCCCAGCUGUCAAGAUGGAGUUGCCCGUGUUUUUCAGCUCUUAUGGCUAUGCAAUGUCAGCCGGCACAUCAGUGUUGCGUGGUGCAACUGUGGCCGUCACCUGCUGAGGGAUAUGCCUGCACACUUGUAUACAAAUGGUAACAGGUUAGUGGAAUGGUGUGUGCUACUAUUAAACUGUUGGUAAAAACUGAAAGAGUAACAGACGUGAGGUAAAGCUGUGUACAUUCCCAAGUUCCACAUUAAUUUUUCAGUGGCAUUUUAAAUUUGUUUACAUUUUUAAACAUAUCACUUGUAUGAUAAAAACUGACUUCUAUAAUCUGUAUUUUUCCUUAAUUAUUGCACUUUUCAUGUAAAUAAAGCUUGGGAGUUGUUGGAGGCACAAAUAAAACUGAGCAGCUGUUUCUCUGUGAGGAAAUACCAAUAAACAAUCAUACCUU
Scleropages formosus (Asian bonytongue) is the source of this 1801-nucleotide messenger RNA. RefSeq names its product transmembrane protein 243, mitochondrial b (gene tmem243b). The transcript is spliced from 6 exons. NCBI's taxonomy places the organism in Eukaryota, Metazoa, Chordata, Actinopteri, Osteoglossiformes, Osteoglossidae. Bases 706 to 1065 code for a protein of 119 amino acids. The record is from RefSeq and is a predicted model, not a curated record.